AUGGAGUUGCUCAAGUUUUCGAAGGUUAAGCUUCAAGUACAAGCGCUCAUUACAGAAGUUCGAGAUCUCAGGGACAGGGAACGCUCAGCCACCGAUCAGCACCGUCAUCUCAUCCAGAAGCAGAAGCGGAAUGAGGAAGAGUGUAGCAGAAAGAUACAGGAAUUGCAGGGCGAGUUGGCCUCAAUCAAAGAAGAGCGCCAGAAACUGGAGAGAAAGGUGAAUUACCUACAGAACGAUAAUGUGCUGCUUGAAAACAAGCACAAAGAGUUGAAGGGGGCACUAAAUAGCUUACUUCAGUCCAGGGAUAAUUUUGUGCAUGCUUACGAGGAAUCUACUUCUCAAAUGAAACGUUCAAUUGAAACCAAAGAUAGGGUGCUCAGUGUACUUUCAGAGAAGAUAAACUCUCAUCUAUUAUUAUUUGAUUCUAUAGAGAAGGAGGCGUUUAAUAUCAAGCAAAUUGUGGAUAAAGUGCAGCACCUUGUUAAUGAUAAAGAGGAAAUUGUGACCAGCUUGAAAAUCAAAAUGGAUCAGGUCUCUGCAUUUGAAAAAGCAUUUGUUGAAAAUAUCUCUGACCUAAGAAAUAAACUGGAAAACAACGACGCUGAAUUAAGAAGAAAGGAAAGAGUCAUCUCAGAGCUUGAAGCAAAGCUGGAUGCAGCAAAACUUAGCAACAGUAACCAAGCUCAAUUAGAAGAUCUUCAGAAAACUUUAUCAGUAAAAGAUGCUGAGAUACAGAAUUUAAUUUCAGACAAAGAGGCAUUACACUAUGAAGUUGGAAGCUUAAGACUCAUCUUGCAGAGGAUUCAGGACACUUUGACAAAUAUGAAUGAAGAGGACAAAAGGUUAUUCUCAUCAAUUUUGCAACAUAAAGAAGCAAGUGUAAUGGAUGUGAAGAAUGCAGAUAAUAGGACGGAAGAUAUUGUUCAAAACAAUGAAGUGAAGGCAGAACCCACUUGAUUGCUGUCUUAAAAAGGCACAGGUUUUUUCAGUCUUUCGUUUAUGUUUCUCAACACUUCAGUAAUAGUGAUUGGAGCUGACUAUGUCAACAACAACCCAUAUUGUUUAAGAGGAGCCGUAACUUUGAAUCAUAGCAGUCAAAAGAGGACAAUGCAUUUUCCUUGACGAAGAAUUUUUUCAUUUUUUCUUCUCAAACUUCAUCGUUAGUAAUUCGUUGGUUCAUCUCACUCACAAAUAAGCAAAGAAGCACCAAACUGCAGUUUCCCCAAUUGAUCUCUGUGUACAAAAAAUUCUUAAUUUAGCUUUUUGUUUAAGAUUUUCAUGUACUUCCAAAUU
Molecule: messenger RNA, 1293 nt
Organism: Gastrolobium bilobum
Lineage: Eukaryota; Viridiplantae; Streptophyta; Magnoliopsida; Fabales; Fabaceae
Exons: 11
Coding region: 1-957 (318 amino acids)
Source: RefSeq, a predicted model, not a curated record